AUGCCUCAAGAUAAUAUCAAGGUUCCUCUGAGCACUCUAGAAAUGUCUGGGGAAUCAUGUCGUCUGUAUGUGUCAGAGGAAACAGACAUGCCAAACACAAAGGAUCAUCUACGAAAAGUCAGUGAGGUGGAAAUCAUAUGCAAAACCUCCCAGGUGCCCAGCUCUGAGAUCCAAUCACAGGUUAGGCCAUUUGAAUUGGAGGUAAAAAAGGUAAAGGAGAUGGAGGAAAGUAAAGCACACACGUCAAUGAAUGCCUUACAUACUGUUAAGACCAAGGCGAGUCUUACGACAACAGUUAAGUUACGUACAGUAACUAUAGAGGAAAAUGAGCUCCAGAAAGGACUGGUGGAGAUCUCAAAACUUCUGUCCAAUGAUGAAAAUGUCAGGCAGAAAAAUGGAGGUAAAAAAAAUGACCCGUACAUCAGGAAGCUGGAAGAGGAGAAUUACAGUUUGAGGGCGCAGGAUGACAAUAUGACUGCUGAGCCCUGCCUCAAAUCCCUCUCAGAGAAACAAAGGUCUGAAAACGAAAGUCUUUUGACAGAAAGUCAUAAUCUGAAAAUCAACACUGCUGUGCCGAGAGAGCAAGCAGAGAUUUCUAGUUUGAAUGCAGCAGACUGUGAUCUUCUGAGUCAACUGAAAGAGGCUCAAAGGGAUAAUGAUGACCUAACACAGAAGCUAGUCUGUGUUGAAUCUCUGAGGGACAAACUUCAGACCGAAAUUGAAAAGCUGAGCUCAGCAAUGCAUGAUUGUCAGGAAAAGGAAGAGUUUUUGAAUAAGCAGAAUGAAAGUACUGCUGCUAAACUGGCAGACGCUGACUCUGCAAAUCAGAAACAAAGUGAAGACAUUAAAAACCUGAGGACAAAAUUGCAAGAUUCUCAGGGUAAUGAGACACGUUUGAUUGAGAAUCUCAUUGCUGAAAAGGCUCAACUUGGUUCUAUGAAUGAGACAAAACAAGCAGAAACUCAAACGCUAAAUGAGCAAAAUGAAAAUCUCAUUGCUGAAAAGACUGAAUUUGAUUCUGUGAAUGAGACGAAACAAGCAGCGGUUCAAACACUGAGGUCAGAAAUUCAUGAUCUUAAGAAAAAUGUGAAAAUCCUAAAUACAGAGACAGAAACUGUUGCUGUUGAAGUGGCCCAACUUGAAUUUCUGCUGAACAAAAAAGAAACAGAGAUUCAAACACUGAAUGAGCAGAAUGAGAAUCUCAUUGCUGAAAAGAUUCAACUUGAUUCUAGGAAUAAGAAUAAUCAAAUACAGAAGGAAAAACAGGAAAACCUAAAUGAGAGCCUUACUGCUAAGGUGGCCUAUCUUGAAUCUCAGCUAGAAAAAGAACAAGCAGAGAUUUCUAGUCUGCAGGCAGCAGAGAGUGAUCUUCUGUGUCAAUUGAAAGAGGCUCAAAGGGAUAAUGACCAUCUAACACAAAAGCUGGUCUAUGUUGAAUCUCAGAGGGACAAACAGGCAGGAAUCGAAAAUUUGAGCUCAGCACUGCAUGAUUGUCAGGAAGAGAUUUUGAUUAAGGAGAAUGAAAGUACUGCUGCUAAGCUGGCAGAAGCUGAAUCUGUAAAUCAGAAACAAAGAGAAGAAAUUAAAAACCUGAGGACAAAAUUGCAAGAUUCUCAGGACAAUGAGAAGAGUUUGAAUGAGCUGAAUGAAAAUCUCAUUGCUGGAAAGGCUCAACUUGAUUCUAUGAAUGAGACAAAACAAGCACAGAUUCAAACACUGAGAUCAGAAGUUCAUGUUCUGAAGGAAAUCCUAAAUGAGAAGACAGAAAACUUCACUGGUGAGGUGGCCCAUCUUGAAUCUCAGCUAGAAAAAGAACAAGCAGAGAUUUCUAGUCUGCAGGCAGCAGAGAGUGAUCUUCUGUGUCAACUGAAAGAAGCUCAAAGGGAUAAUGAUGAUCUAACACAAAAGCUGGUCUAUGUUGAAUCUCAGAGGGACAAACAGGCGGAAAUUGAAAAGUUGAACUCAGCACUGCAUGAUUGUCAGGAAAAGGACAAGAUUUUUAUUAAGGAGAAUGAAAGUACUGCUGCUAAGCUGGCAGAAGCUGAAUCUGUAAAUCAGAAACAAAGAGAAGAAAUUAAAAACCUGAGGACAAAAUUGCAAGAUUCUCAGGACAAUGAGAAGAGUUUGAUUGAGCUGAAUGAAAAUCUCACUGCUGGAAAGGCUCGACUUGAUUCUAUGAAUGAGACAAAACAAGCAGAGAUUCAAACACUGAGAUCAGAAGUUCAUGAUCUGAAGGAAAUCCUAAAUGAGAAAACAGAAAACUUCACUGCUGAGGUGGCCAAUCUUGAAUCUCAGCUAGAGAACAAACAAGCAGAGAUCGUAACACUGGAUGAGCAGAACGAGAAUCUCAUUGAUGAAAAGGUAGCAUAUCUUGAGUCUCUGUGGGAGAAAGAACAAGCAGAGAUUCAAACACUGAAUGAGCAGAAUGAGAAUCUCAUUGCUGAAAAGGCUCAACUUGAUUCUAUGAAUGAGACAAAACAAGCAGAGAUUUCUAGUCUGCAGGCAGCAGAGAGUGAUCUUAUGUGUCAAAGGGAUAAUAAUGACCUAACACAGAAGCUGGUCUGUGUUGAAUCUCAGAGAGACAAACAACAGACCGAAAUUGAAAAGCUGAGCUCAGCACUGCAUGAUUGUCAGGAAAAGGAAGAGUUUUUGAAUAAGCAGAAGGAGUGUACUGCUGCAAAGCUGGCAGAAGCUGAAUCUCUGAAUCAGAAACUAAGAGAAGAGAUUAAAAACCUGAGGACAAAAUUGCAAGAUUCUCAGGACAAUGAGAAGAGUUUGAUUGAGAAUCUCAUUGCUGAAAAGGCUCAACUUGGUUCUAUGAAUGAGACAAAACAAGCAGAAACUCAAACGCUAAAUGAGCAAAAUGAAAAUCUCAUUGCUGAAAAGACUGAAUUUGAUUCUGUGAAUGACACGAAACAAGCAGCGGUUCAAACACUGAGGUCAGAAAUUCAUGAUCUUAAGAAAAAUGUGAAAAUCCUAAAUACAGAGACAGAAACUGUUGCUGUUGAAGUGGCCCAACUUGAAUUUCUGCUGAACAAAAAAGAAAUAGAGAUUCGAACACUGAAUGAGCAGAAUGAGAAUCUCAUUGCUGAAAAGAUUCAACUUGAUUCUAGGAAUAAGAAUAAUCAAAUACAGAAGGAAAAACAGGAAAACCUAAAUGAGACCCUUACUGCUAAGGUGGCCUAUCUUGAAUCUCAGCUAGAAAAAGAACAAGCAGAGAUUUCUAGUCUGCAGGCAGCAGAGAGUGAUCUUUUGUGUCAAUUGAAAGAGGCUCAAAGGGAUAAUGACCAUCUAACACAAAAGCCGGUCUAUGUUGAAUCUCAGAGGGACAAACAGGCAGGAAUCGAAAAUUUGAGCUCAGCACUGCAUGAUUGUCAGGAAGAGAUUUUGAUUAAGGAGAAUGAAAGUACUGCUGCUAAACUGGCAGAAGCUGAAUCUGUAAAUCAGAAACAAAGAGAAGAAAUUAAAAACCUGAGGACAAAAUUGCAAGAUUCUCAGGACAAAAUGAAAAUCCUAAAUGAGAAGACAGUAAACUUCAAUGCUGAGAUGGCCCAUCUUAAAUCUCAGUUAGAGAAAAAACAUACAGAGUUUCAAACACUGAAUGAGCAGAAUGAGAAUCUCAUUGCUGAACAGGCUCACCUGGAUUCUAUAAAUAAGACAAAACAAGUAGCAAUUCAAACAUUGAGAGCAGAAGUUCAUGAUCUGAAGGAAAUGGUGAAAAUCCUACAUGAGAAAACAGAAAACUUUACUGCUGAGGUGAGGCAUCUUGAAUUUGAGCUAGAGAAAAAACAAGCAGAGAUUCAAACACUGAAUGAACAGAAGGAGAAUCUCAUUGAUUCUAUAAAUAAGACAAAACAAGCAGAGAUUUAUGAUCUGAGGGCAGCAGAGCAUGACCUAACUCAGAAGCUGGUCUGUGCUGAAUCUCAGAAGGACAAAAAACAGACAAAAAUCAAAAAGUCGAGCUUAGAACUGCAUGAUUGUCAGGAAAAGGAAGAGUUUUCGAGUAAGCAGAAUGAGAGUGUUGGCACUGAAUUGGCACAAGUUACAUCUGUAAAUCAGAAACAAAGAGAAGAGAUUGAAAACCUGAAGACAGAAAAUCAAUCUUUUGAGUUCCCAGUGGCAGAGGUUCAAAAACCCAUCUGGGACGAGAUAAGGCAAAAGACCCUGGUAGAGUCUCCCAAACCAAAUUGGUCCUAG
Scomber japonicus (chub mackerel) is the source of this 4197-nucleotide messenger RNA. RefSeq lists its product as uncharacterized. The coding region runs from base 1 to 4197 and encodes 1398 amino acids. The record is from RefSeq and is a predicted model, not a curated record. NCBI's taxonomy places the organism in Eukaryota, Metazoa, Chordata, Actinopteri, Scombriformes, Scombridae. The transcript is spliced from 3 exons.